Messenger RNA from Lethenteron reissneri (Far Eastern brook lamprey), 6116 nucleotides. RefSeq names its product Krueppel-like factor 6. The record is from RefSeq and is a predicted model, not a curated record. Gene Ontology annotation, molecular function: DNA-binding transcription factor activity, RNA polymerase II-specific; RNA polymerase II cis-regulatory region sequence-specific DNA binding. NCBI's taxonomy places the organism in Eukaryota, Metazoa, Chordata, Hyperoartia, Petromyzontiformes, Petromyzontidae. Gene Ontology annotation, biological process: regulation of transcription by RNA polymerase II.
UGCAGCGUGUUAACAAACAGCGGUGUUCGUGCAGCAGCAAGAGCUACAUAAACAACAACAGCAACACACAGCAUCAUUACCGUUGUUACAUGACAGCGAUUUAUGCGCGAGGUUGCCCUUGCGGAGCAGCGUGUUUUUUCAAUUGCAGUGUUGCUUCAAUGCAUUUGCAUGAUUAGCAGGAGCGAAAUAGGUACGAAUAGGUUUAGUUUUGUGUGCGCAGGUUUUGCAGUCAUAGCCCCCCCCCCCCCUGGGCUUGUUCUGCUGCAAUAGACAGGUGUGGACGUAGGAGCAUUCCUACUGAGAAGUGACACCGCCACACCUGCGAAGGGCCUGGAUAUACGUGUACCUGUAGAGCCAGAGAAGAAGGAAGGAGAGCCAUGGACGUGCUGCCCAGCUACAGCAUCUUCCAGGAGCUGCAGAUAGUGCACGACACGGGCUACUUCUCUGCAAUGCCAUCCCUGGAGGAGACCUGGCAACAGAUCUGCCUGGAAAUGGAGCGGUACCUGCAGACGGAGCCCUGCAUGGGAGGCCGGUGCCCGGCGAGCGGCAGUGAUGCCGAGAAGAGUCCCUGGCAGAGAUUUAUCGCCGCCUGCUCCGAGCAGAGCGAGUCUGCUCUCGUCACAGCGACACCCAUCGCAGCUCCGCUGCAGCAGGACCUCGGCGGUGCGGCCGCCACCACCAUUGCCUCUCCCGUCACCAUUCCAGCUACAGCUGCGGCGUCAUCGUUCACGGACGGCAGAGACCCGUGCCUCACGGCGCAUGGCAGUGCGAGCCCCGCGGGAAGCAGCGGAUCCUGGGACUCGGUGCCGUCACCUGGUGCCGAGGAGCGGCUGAGCGAGGCGAGUGGAAGCCUCACGCCGCCAUCGUCGCCCGAGCACUCGGACCUGACCGAACUCAACCUUGGACUAGACGAACGGGCAGAGGCAUGUGCCGAGAUUGACUUGGCUGAGACGGCCGCCCUCCACCAUCAGCAACAGCACCACCUCCAGCUCCACCUCCACCUUCAGCAGCAGUCUCAGCUGCACAUCUCACUGCACGACAGCCACACAGAUAAGUUGCAGGUAAAAGCGAUGACUGUGACUGGCAAAUUAGUGGACCCGGAAGGCUCGCCCGAUGGAAAGAAGAGGAUUCACCACUGUCCCUUCAGUGGCUGUCGGAAAGUUUACACCAAAAGCUCCCACCUGAAGGCCCACCAGCGCACACACACAGGAGAGAAGCCGUACAAGUGCUCUUGGGAAGGGUGCGAGUGGCGCUUUGCGCGGAGUGAUGAGCUCACACGACACUACCGCAAGCAUACAGGAGCGAAGCCUUUCAAGUGCGCACACUGCGACAGGUCUUUCUCCAGGUCAGACCACCUUGCCUUGCACAUGAAAAGACACCUAUGAGCGGGAUAAUGCGGAAGAAGAUAAUGCGGUUGCUGCGCAUUCCAACUGCAGUCAUCCCAGGACAACGUGAAGGAAAAUACGUUGUUUGACUGUAACAAAUACCAUUGGGUCGUGAGGUGGCAAGGCAUCACCGUAUAUUAUAAUCAAACCAACAUACUACUUAACCCUUAAACUAAGUAAAACAUUUGCCAGGCAUUGCUGGCUUGACAAAGGAGCAAGCUGAACAUACUGGCUGGAACAGCCCAGUACCCCAUUAAAGGGUAGAACUUUGAGCAGACACACCUCCAUAUGUAUAAGUAUUAGUUGUGAACUUUGACAUUUCACCGUUGAACUAGCGAACAUUGUUUUCUUUGGAGGACCCACGAUUGGUAUGCACGACUCCUUAAGCCCUCUUUGCCCUCAUCUCGCCAUUUGUCCAAGCCCCUCAAGCCUCAAUUCAAGGAGUGAUGAAGCAAGAUUCAAUGAGAGGAUCUCUACGUGACCCUUUGUUAAGAAUGCGAUGUCACUCCUUGCCUGGAAUGAGCGGAUGAAUGGGCUCUGAUCUGUCAUUGACUUUUGCCUUACAACAUCCAGUUACAAAUAGCAUCUAAGAAAAAGAGAAAAAAAAUCCCCUUUCUCACUGGACAUAACCCUUUUCAUCCUCAAACAAACAUCUUUAAUUGGGUUUGGAAUAUUAAUGGUGCCAGGCUAAUUGUUUAACCUUGUUACUUUUAAAGAAUGGACUGAGUGAUAUUUAAGGGUGGAAAAAGCUCUGUACGUGUUAUUGCACAUCAGGAUGUCUGGCUACUGGUUUCCGCCCUUGAACACGUGACCUGUAGUGCAUCACCACACAAGCCGAGCUCUCGGAAACAUUUGGUAUUCCCACCCAGCUUGAUGCAGAAGAUGCAAAUGUGCGAAUUAGAUUGUGGUUACAUUUAAAAGUACUUAAUUUAAAGGUGAUGCUGAGCAUUGGCAAAUGUAUUUCAGUGAGAAAAUAUAAAUAAAGCUUCAGAAAAGGAAAGUGUCUGCUAUGCUGAAGUAAGCAAUCGGACAGCACUCGUAUCUAUUGACAUUCCAGAGCUGGUUGUACAAAUCCCACAUUUCUAAUUUUCCACAGCAGGACCAGGCUUAAUGAGAGGAUCACUCUCAUUAUGUGGCACUUAUUUGAUCAAUUCUGGAGCGAUGACAGGCUGAGUGAGCCAGGAUUUGAACUCACAAAUUUACAAUUGUUAGUCGAGCGCUGUAAUCGCACACCACAUGGCCAGUGGCAUCUUAAACCGAGAUUUGUAGAUUAGGGGUUCUCAACCACGUAGUUACUAUGGCCCUUACAGGUAGCUGGAGCACUGGCAGCAUGAACAGCCUUGUUUUGUAUACUUGUCAAUCGCACAUGUUCCCCUCAAUGUAAACUCUGCCGCCUUUUUAUUCUCUCCCUGAUUACAAGUAAGCCAACACUUUAAAAUAACAAUGGUACUCACAAUCUACAUGUGUAAUUGAGCAUGCAGUAGUGUUUAUCUCGUGAGCCAGUGGUGGGAAUUACACAUUUGUAUACUUGAGACUCGAAUAUUCUUGUCACUACCACUGCUGACUUCUUACACAUUGGUUUUACAUUUAUUGACAAACAUACAUACUGUUGGAAGUACUAUUUGGGCCAGUGCUUUAUAAUGUCUGUUUAAAUUACCAUUCACAUACGUAUGUAGAACCACAAUCAGAAAAUUAAUACUGGAAUUAGGACAAAAGUCAGCGUUUCUCUUUUCAAACAAGCAAUUUUGUAGCACUCAACUCUAUUGGUGGUCCAGAGCCUGUAGUGGAGAUAGUUUAAUAUGAUGACCACUCUAACCGCAUAACCUCCAGGCUGGUUUCGGGAAUAGUGUAUAGUGCACUUUUACGUAAAAUGCCAAAGACACAAAUUCCAUUUUUAUUUUCUCCCAAAUAUGGACUCUUAUGUGGUCAUCGAGGUCUACUGCUUACAUCUCCUUGGAGUCUGUGGACCUGGUUGAGAACCCCUUUUAUAAUGUCUCAGGUGCCAGGCAGUAAGUGGUGCUAUGCAAUGGUUGCAUGCUGUAGGAUUGCUGCCAUUGGAAAUUCACAUCGUUAAUUGAUUAAGCACCAUCACAUUGCUGUGUGCUACUAAUAUUCCCAUAAGUAAAAUUGGGAAGAACUUGUCACACAAUGCAUUAAUUUUUUUUUUAAAGACUGUCCAAAAUUUCACACCUGAAAUAAUCCACAGUUGGUACUUUUUUCCCAUGUGCUGUUUAAUUUAUCAGUAAUUGCGUUGCACGUAUAAUAAGCAUGGUGAAGUGGCACAUGCAUUGACAUGCUAUGAAGGCUUAUGUUUGCUGAGGUUGCAGAUGAAAUUGUGUUCGUAAGCUGUGGAGAGAGAAUUGUGUUGCACAAAGACAUCGCACUGCGACAUGACCAGUUUUUGGGAGUAACAUGUUGCUAAUUGGAUUAAAAAGGCAGGUGCUGGUAGUCUCAUUAUUUAUCUGUUUCUUCAAUGUGUAAGCAGAAUAUCACUACUUAGGAUGUACCAUAUGGUUAUGAUUACUUUCAUUGAAACCAAAUGUACUGUUAUUGCAAAAACAAUUCAAAGGAAAAUGAUUACAAAUGAAACUUAAUUUUAAGACAGCAGCCAAUUAAUUUAUAUGUAGAUCAUUAUAUAAAGCCUGUAAUAAUAUUUAAAUUAUGUUAUUUCUUUAACAGUAAACCAACAUAGUGGACAUCACUGGUGAAUUCUUAAUCUACGUGAUCUGGCAAAUGACUCCUAAAAGAAACCUACAAUUUUUCAAGCAUAGCAUUUCACUUACUCAUUAUUCAUUUGUACCAGAACUGCCAGGGCAUGUGGAAAUUCAGUGAUGGUAGUCAUGGCUCACGCAGUCCCAUAUUGUUUGGCUAAUAGUAAUAACUAUAUCUACAGUCCACUGUGUAAUAAGGAUUUUAACCUUGAUUUUAAGCUUUCGUGACUGCAGGAAUCCAUACUAUGGUUCUUUCGGUAAAGUCACGCUUGUGUUGCGAUCGAAACGUCGUGAUCUAUUAUUUUUUCUACCUACGUGGCUUUACCGAAAUAUCCAAAGAGUAAGAAUUUUAAUAUUUGUGUGAUACGUUUUUAAAAUUCCUGGUGGAAACAGCAGCCCUCAUGCACACAGCGAACCAGUGAUACAUUAUCUCAGUUACACCACUGAACCAUCAUGAUACAAUUACAGCCGCACUUUCUGGAAUGAAAAUGUCAAUUGCACUUCUUCUGAACAAAGAAAGCAAUUACUGCUUUUUAUGGAAGGGAUACAAGGGACUGCGUUGACAGCUGUCCACAAACAAGAUUAAAUACACCACUCCGCCAUCUUCAUGAACACUGCCUUGAAUCGGGGAAAAAUGUAUGUUUUGAGAAAUGAAAAGGCAGCCACGAUAUUGACCGACUUAAAUAUAUGAGAUGUCUACGAAUAUAUUUCUUCAAGCUUACCACAUUGUAAAAAUCCAUUUCCAACUACUGUGUCAAAAUCAUCUCUCUGCUCCAAAAAAAGCUGUUUGUCUGAAAUGUUAUUCUACCGUAUAUUUCCCUAUUACUGGGCAGGAUUUAAUGAAGGUGGCCGAGCUUUUUGUUGUCUCGCAAUCACUUCUCAUAAUUGAUCGUCAUACAGUACAAUUAGAUUUGCUCCAAGCCUAAUUCGCACACUGCGUACGCACACAGGUCACCAAUUGCUAACUCACUUGACGUGUGAACUGUCAAGUGCUACGAGGUUAGUGAUGAAUGUGAGUUAUCCUCUACAGUCCGCGUCCAUUCAUAUUGUGCUGUCAUGUUGAAGCCAAAGUACAUUCGUGUAACCUACAAGCUAAACUAUGCCUUAAAGAAUAUAUGGGGGAGCCAAAUGAGGUACAUGACUAGAGAUUUUUUUUUUACAUUUGGUCCCUGUUUCCCAUACAGCGCCACUGUUAAAUCUGUAAUCUUUAACACGCAACAGAGCAUACACUAAAUAUUGCACGGCGCAAAUUUACUGUUACUAAAUAAUGUCGUUGUUCUUGUCGUGACUAUGACAUCCUCCCUCCUCUGUUCUGCUCGAGAAACUGAGCUUUUGUUCGUGACUAAACUCGUGUUUAAAAGAAGUUAAAAUACUUAGUUCAAAUGUUUUCAUUUGUGGCAGAUUGGUUAAGAAAGGACGUAUACUUUACUGGAGUUGUAUAGUAUAUACUAGAUACAUUUCUACGUUGACUAGCCUUAAUUACCAGAAAAAAAGCAAAGUAGACUUCUUAAUAUACAAAUUGACCACAACCACUAGCAGAAUUAAGUUAUUCAGAAAUAUAUUUCAGUAUUUUUUGUGCAUCGCUCAUUUGUUUUACCGAGUGAAAUUCGGUAGUCUAUUGCUUCAACCAGAACUGUUAUUGAAAUCAACGAAUACAAUGUUAUAUUGUUCACGGUGCAGAUGUUCUUAAGAUCGUUAUUCCAUCUUAAUGGGUGCUUGUUUGCAUAAAACGUCCUUUAUAUAUCCAGCCAGAGGCGUGAUGCGCACAUUGAAUUGAAACCCAAAGACAAUCUACAAAUGUGUGCAUCGCUCUUUACGUUUCUAUAAGUACCGUACUGUAAUUUUUUAAAGCAUAUAAAUACUGUAUAUUGUUGGAGAAAUAUGUACAUUUUGUAUCGACUUUGCAACUUUUUUCUGUGCUUCAGUUACCUUCUGUAAAUGUUUUUAAUUCAGAGGUUGUAUAUUUGGUUUAUGAGACUGAUGAAUGUAUAGCUUUUUGUUAAUAAACAUGACUGCAGUA